UGCCGCCGCGGAGCCAGCACAGCGGCGGGACUGGUCAGGGGCUCAGGGCCACACUGUGCGCUGCGGGGGUCAAGGUGAGGGGACAUCCCCUACGUCCUGCCCUCAGGUCUCAUCCUCUGGGCAUUGGCUGGAGCAGAGGCCACUGGAAGACAGAUCUGCCACACCGCCAUGUCUACCUUCCGGCAGGAAGACGUGGAGGACCACUACGAGAUGGGGGAGGAGCUGGGCAGCGGGCAGUUCGCGAUUGUGCGCAAGUGCCGGCAGAAGGGCACGGGCAAGGAGUACGCGGCCAAGUUCAUCAAGAAGCGGCGCCUGUCGUCCAGCCGGCGGGGCGUGAGCCGCGAGGAGAUUGAGCGCGAGGUCAACAUCCUGCGGGAGAUCCGGCACCCCAACAUCAUCACGCUGCACGACAUCUUCGAGAACCGGACGGACGUGGUGCUCAUCCUGGAGCUGAUCAUUCUCCACUUGGAACAUAACCUCCGUGCCCCCUAA
This is a messenger RNA of Echinops telfairi (small Madagascar hedgehog), 492 nucleotides long. RefSeq names its product death-associated protein kinase 3-like. NCBI's taxonomy places the organism in Eukaryota, Metazoa, Chordata, Mammalia, Afrosoricida, Tenrecidae. Gene Ontology annotation, biological process: protein phosphorylation; intracellular signal transduction; positive regulation of apoptotic process. Gene Ontology annotation, molecular function: protein serine/threonine kinase activity; ATP binding. The coding region runs from base 169 to 492 and encodes 107 amino acids. Gene Ontology annotation, cellular component: nucleus; cytoplasm. The record is from RefSeq and is a predicted model, not a curated record. The transcript is spliced from 4 exons.